AUGGGCGUGGGCUCCUCUGCGCCCCCCUUGGCCCCCACCGCAGCUUCCUUUGAUAGGGCGCCGUCGUUGAGCGCAGCUGAAACGACCCGGGCGGGUCUCCGCCGCGCGCUGCAUGCCGCGCAGGAGAGAAGGUGGGGGCCCUCCGCGGGGCAGCAUGGGGCCACCGGCCGCGACGACAUGUUCGCGGAGCGCGUCACGCUCCGCAGAUGCCUCCUCGCGCAGGGCGCAGGGGCGGCACUCCACAACACUCCCGGUCUCUCUGCGUCCACGCAGGAAAUAUUUUUGCUCCGGCGGCAGCGUGUCAGUUGCCGGGGGCGCGCUCCGCAGAUGCCGGGGGAGCCGCCACGGCGAACGCUGCUCAUCCCGCGCUCUCAGGGUUACUCCGCCGUGGCGUUGCGGCGCUGGUCUCGUUGCCGCCUCGGCAGUGACGAGUGCCCCGCCCUCACAUGA
Messenger RNA from Trypanosoma conorhini, 450 nucleotides. RefSeq lists its product as uncharacterized. Lineage: Eukaryota; Euglenozoa; Kinetoplastea; Trypanosomatida; Trypanosomatidae. The transcript has a single exon. The record is from RefSeq and is a predicted model, not a curated record. Bases 1 to 450 code for a protein of 149 amino acids.